AUGGCAAGUGAACGAUGGAAAGACGAUGUUACAUAUGCGAUAACCCCUUUUAAAUUGGUUGCGUGGUCCAUUGGUAUCUGGCCACUUCAAGUCCUCUUGAUUAUCUUACCUUGUUUCGAGAUUUAUUUGGGUUGCACUGACGCAGAAACAAGCAUAGAUUGUCUCAUGUUAAUCUUUUGCGGAAUACUUGGUGUGUUAAAGAUAAUAUGGUUUCGCAUUUACGCAAGAAAUUUGGCUAACAAUUAUAGCUCUGCCAUGAAGGAUUAUGUAACAAUUGAAAAUGCAAAAGAACGUGCCAUCAUGAGGAAACAUGCUUUUAUGGGAAGGACUCUGUGCUGUUUAAUUUUGGGCUUUGCUUAUUUUAGUUCUAUAAUGUAUGGACUAAUCGCUAUUUUAGAUGAAUAUAAGCAUGUCAAUAUAACGAACGAAGAUACCAUGCCAGAGUAUCCAAUACCAUCGAAAUGCUUUAUGAAGUUCUUAAAUGCUCCAAUAAGCAUGCAUAAAAUCUUCUGCCUCGUCGAUGUUGUUGCAUUAAUACUAGCGAGUACUACUAAUCAUGGUAACGACGCUUUGUUUCUGAAUGCUACAUUGCAUGUUUGCGGUCAAGUGAAAAUUCUGAGAGCCAAUUUUCUUAAUUUUGAUAUCAAAGGUCCGCAUAUCUAUAAUCGUUUUAACGUAUUGAUUGAAAGACACAAAUACUUAAUAAAACUGGCCAGAGAACUUGCUGAAAUGAUUAGUUUCGUUUUAUUGAUAGAAUUAUUUCUUAUCAGUAUUCUUUUAUGCAUAAUGGGAUUUCAACUUAUUUUACAAUUAGGUGAAAAUAACGUUGUUUUAAUUACAAAAAAUAUAAUGGUACAAAGUACCUUUCUAACACAAUUAACUUUAUACGGUGUUAUUGGGAAUUAUUUAAGAUCUGAAAUGGAAGAAAUAGGGCUUUCUAUUUAUCGGAGCACUUGGUACAAUUUUCCUGCAAAGCUAACGAGACAUAUGAUAUUUAUUCUUAUGUGUUCAGAUUCCCCCGUCGCUUUGCAAGCUGGAAAUUUUAUCGUGGUAAAUUUGGCAACUUACGUAAGCAUCUUAAAAACAUCUCUUUCGUAUUUAUCUGUACUUCGUGUAAUGGUAAAGACUAUGAUGAUAGUUUAUAUAGGCGUGGAUAUUAAUUUUCACAACAAUAUCACUCUGGUUAUGAUCAUCGAUCACCUCAUGUUAGCGUCAUGCGGGACUUUGACUAUCGUAAAGAUAGCGCUGAUACGGUUGCAUCGCGACAACUUGUUGAAAAACCUCGUCAAUGCAUCAAAUGACUGGACGUAUAUCAUAAAACAGAAUCAUCGGCAAGUUAUGUUCCGCUAUACUAACAUAGGCAGAUUUGUCUUCUUUUUUCAGAUGGGUUCCUCGUAUUUUGUCAUUAUGCCGUUGAUAAUUGAAUCACUUUUAUCCUUUGCAACGAUGCCUUCACGAAACAUAACAUUAAUUGCAAAAUCCGAGAAAGAGAUGCAAGCAAUGCAGCUACCUCAAGAGAUGAUCUGUCCAUUCGAUGCUCAGAUCGUUUGCUUCAGUAUGUGUAUUCUCCAAUCUAUUCAGCUGAUCAGUACAUGCACGGGGAAUGUUGGCAGUGAUGUUUUUCUUUUCGGUGUUUUCAUGCAUCUCUGUGGACAACUGGAAGUGCUCAGUCUAGAAUUACAGCAGUUUCAUGAAAGGAAGAAAAAUGGUUGUUGGAAACGAAGUAAAAUGGUCACGCUGAUCGAGAGACACUGUUUGCUUCUGAAUCUAGCCAAAGACAUCGUUGAUGUACUCAAUAUCAUUUUGAUUGCUCAGCUGAUUCUCCACGCUUUGUUUAUAUGUUUAAUAGGAUUACAAUUUAUUUUAUCGUUGGUAAAUAGUGAUUUUGUUCUUAUCAUGAGAAGUAUAAGCUCUAUUAAUAUAGUAAUGAUACAGCUGUUCAUAUACAGCUAUAUGGGAGAAAUUCUAUCAUCAAAAACGCAAGCAAUUUCUUACGCGAUUUAUUUAAGUAAAUGGUACGACUUGCCUACAAAUAUUUUACGGGAUGUAUGUUUCAUAAUAGCUCGUGCUAAUGUACCCGUUCGUAUAAAAGUAGGCAAAUUCUAUAUUAUGGAUCUUGAUAGUUUCAAAAAUGUGUUGAAAAUUUCCGCUUCUUAUUUUUCUGUAUUACAAAUUAUG
Messenger RNA from Atta colombica, 2178 nucleotides. RefSeq lists its product as uncharacterized. The record is from RefSeq and is a predicted model, not a curated record. Gene Ontology annotation, biological process: detection of chemical stimulus involved in sensory perception of smell; sensory perception of smell. Lineage: Eukaryota; Metazoa; Arthropoda; Insecta; Hymenoptera; Formicidae. Gene Ontology annotation, cellular component: plasma membrane. The annotation marks the transcript as partial. The transcript has 6 exons. Gene Ontology annotation, molecular function: olfactory receptor activity; odorant binding.